Messenger RNA from Nematocida ausubeli, 636 nucleotides. RefSeq lists its product as uncharacterized. Gene Ontology annotation, cellular component: endoplasmic reticulum membrane; endoplasmic reticulum. Gene Ontology annotation, biological process: post-translational protein targeting to membrane, translocation. The record is from RefSeq and is a predicted model, not a curated record. NCBI's taxonomy places the organism in Eukaryota, Fungi, Microsporidia. Bases 1 to 636 code for a protein of 211 amino acids. The transcript has a single exon.
AUGGCUGAAAUGAGCACGCCAAGACACUUUACACCGGGGUUUGCUGAAAAAAGCCUCCGGGACAUUGACACAACUGAGUCCAUUCUAAAUAAAAUGAAGAGAAUAUCAAUAUUUAAAGGCUCCGAUGCAGUUAAGCACCUGAUGAGCAAAAAGGGCCUACUUGCAUCUGAGGCAAAGGAGGUUAUGGGUAUUCUCCUUGACAACCACUAUAUUGUAAGGGUGAGGCCUUCUGACGAGCACCACAUCCUUGACAUUUCCUACGAGUUCAACAUUAACCAUGAGUACAUCUGGCUAAAAGAAGGGUCAAAAUCAAUGAUGUAUCUUAUAAGCAUUAUGCUGUUCUUUGCUGCUGUUGCUCUUGCAAUGUUCCCAAUAUGGCCGCGCAGUGUGAAAGUGGGCACGGGGUAUCUAUUCUAUCUGCUGAUGGGCAUAGUAAUAUUCCUCAUUGCAAUCACGAUUGUUAGGGUUGUUAUUUAUUUAUCCAUCUGGCUGGUAACUAGAAGAUCUUUCUGGCUUUUCCCAAAUCUCUAUGCAGAUUGCGGUGUUUUAGAGAGUUUCGUGCCUUUGUAUGGAUGGGAUGAAUGCGAGGACAAAGUAGAAGAAGAAGAGCCUUUGCGCGAAAAAAAGAACAAAUAA